Messenger RNA from Rotaria sp. Silwood2, 660 nucleotides. NCBI's taxonomy places the organism in Eukaryota, Metazoa, Rotifera, Eurotatoria, Philodinida, Philodinidae. The record is from the annotation of a GenBank genome assembly.
AUGGUAGAAGAAGCUCUUGAUAUUGAAGAUAAUAAUAAUGAAGAAGAAAUGAAUAUUAAUUGUACAAAUACAUCAAAUAUCAUGAUUGAAAAUAGUCGACUAGAUAAUGAUGAUGAAGCAGCAACUUCAACAUCAAAUGGAUUAUCUAACAUACCAAAUAAUGAAUCUACAGGACGUAUACAAAGUAAAUUGAAUUGGUUUUAUUUAAGUACAUAUGUGUCGUUUUUGUUGAUAGCAACGAUUGAUGCAUAUUUUCCAUCAACUAAUAAUUCGUUUGAACAAAUUAAUAGUCUUAAUGAAAAUACAUUUCGCAUUCGUUGUCAAAUUGUUAAUAUAAAUCCAAUACGGCAUUUUGGUAGUAAUAAUAAAGUAUUUGAUGGAAUAAUCUGCGAUCAGGAUGGUGAAAUUAAAGUUGUUGCUUUUAAUGAAGAAAAAAUAAUAAUUGAAAAUGGACAAGUACAAAAAGCACAUGAACGAUAUCGAACACCAUAUUCUAUGUACGAAAUUCGAUUAGUUCGAAAUACUGUUAUCGAAUUUUAUGAAUAUAUGGGUUUUAAUCCAAGAAUAAAAAUUAUGAGAAAAGAAAUUGCAAAUGGUUCUCAAAUGAUGCAUGGUAGACUUAUUGGUAAGUUAUCGGGUUUUAAAUGCCUUCAUAAAUAA